AGGGGUGAGGCCGACAGUCAGUCUGUCAGCAGAGCUACUUUGGAGGAAAACCAGCAGAAACUGGGAGAGAGAGAAGAAACUGGGAAACUGCAACUUAGAAACAAGUGGAGAGACUAGAAGAAAAGAGGGAGAAACUGUAGGAAAAGACGAUGAGGUGAAAGAAGACAAAAGUUAGGGAAACUAUUGAGAAAAUACAGGAUAUAUGGACAAACAGAGGGAGUCAGAGUAAAAACUAGAAAAAGGAGAAGUAGGAGGAGAAGGAGCAGUGAUUUAAUCGGUUUCCUGAUUUGUGUCUAAGAUAAAAAAGGACGAGGUGCGUCUCGGUUUGACAGAAGAGUAACAUCAUCAUCAGAGGGGGAGGACUCAGAAAAGAUGGCGUCUUGGUUCAGCUCCUGCUGGAUUUACCUUUGGAUCAUCGUCAUAUUCAGAAAACUCUCUGCUGACUCCACUUACUCACCGUCCCGCUACACCAUCCACCGCACCGACGUCACCUUUGACAAGGCCACGGAGGACUGUUUCCCCGGCGUCCUCACCACCCUCGCCUCCGAGCAGGAGGUCGCCAGCGUCCUCGGGCUCAUCUCCGAGUCAGUGUUGCCUCGCUCCGAAUUCACCUUCUGGGUCGGGCUGAAGAAAGCCAAGAACGAGUGUGUCGUCCCCACGCUGCCGCUGAGAGGAUUCAAGUGGACGGAAGACGGCAGCCAGGAAUCCCAGGUGAGCCGCUGGGUGAAGGAGCCGCAGAACACCUGCACGACAGUUCGCUGCGCAGUUCUACAGGGGGAGUUCGAUGGGUCGACUGUGACCAGAUGGGGUCUGAUUCCAGUCACCUGUAAGAACACUUACCAGUUCAUCUGCAAACUGAGAGACACACAGACAAGAAGGACAUCCGACGACAGAGAGACCACUAUUAAACCAGGGAUACCUGAACCUAAACCUGCUGCGACAGAGCCACUAGAACCUGCUACCACAGAACCUAAACUUCCUAGGCAAGGACCAGAACCAGAAACUGACCUGAAACUUAAAACCGAACCUGAACUGAAGGGACCUGACACUGGACCUGUUUCUGGACCAGCGCUGGGGUUGGACUCCUGUCAUCACCCCCGUAUACCCGGGAGCCGCUCCCUAAGCCCGGACCCUAACAACAGCAGCAGGAUCCUGGUGGAUUGCUGGUCCACUGACCAGCUGGAGCUCCACUGCUGGGGUCGUCCUGCUGUGUGGCAUCUACUGGACAACUCCCCAGCCAACUUCACCACCGUCUGUCAACCGUGCAGCAACGGCUUUCGCAAAGACGCAUUUGCAGACUGUGUGGACAUCGACGAGUGCAGCAGCGCCCCCUGCAGGCACACCUGUCUGAACACCGAGGGCUCUUACAGGUGCGUCUGCUCCGACGAGCACGGGAGACACCACAAUGAGAGCUCACCAGUGUGCACGGACACGAUGAAGAUCGAUGACAGCAGCUCGCUGUCGGGCAUCCUGAUCCCGGUGCUGGUUGCCGUGGUGGCGCUGGUGGUGCUGGUGGUGCUGGUCGCGGUGACGGUGAAGUGCUGCCUGAUGAAACGGUCAAAGAAACGCAGCAUGAAGAAGUCGGAGAAAAUGGCAAUGAAGAAUAAAGAUGGCCAGGAUUCCUUCGCAACAGCCAAUGAGAAGGCAGCAACAUGAGCAAGCCGAGCUGUGAUUGGUCGAAGGCAUUUCAUCAUAAUCGUGGCAGAUGAAAGGGUUGUCCCGAAAAUGACUCUAACCUCACAGGAAGAUAUAAAAAGUUAAGAAGUGAAAAUAUUUUAAAGUCAGUUUGUUUCUGUGGCAGAGAAACUGGAUUCAGACCCGUUUUGACCUGGACUGUUGGGGAUUUUGUUCUGAAUUGGACUUGGUUUGGUCUUUUGAAUCUUUUGAACAAGUGAGGACAUUAAAAGCCUUUUAAAUUUCAUCGGUUCACCCUGAAAGUCCAGAGUAAAUGAAGAUGGACAAAGUUCAGUCAGCUGUCAGUCUGUAAAUCUGUAAAAUUUCUAAGGGCAGCAAAGCCUAUAAAAAGAGGAAUCUAUCUGAAAAUAUAAUCCUGAAUCUGCUGCAUUUCUGUUUCUGUAUAUGAGUUUUAAUCUUUUAGGAAAAUUAAACCAACUUUAUAACUUGAUCAAAGUAAGAAAAUUUGAUGCUGAAAUGUUUACAUUUCGAUCAAUAAAGA
Molecule: messenger RNA, 2176 nt
Organism: Xiphias gladius (swordfish)
Lineage: Eukaryota; Metazoa; Chordata; Actinopteri; Istiophoriformes; Xiphiidae
Gene: clec14a
Product: C-type lectin domain containing 14A
Exons: 2
Coding region: 373-1656 (427 amino acids)
Biological process (GO): positive regulation of axonogenesis
Cellular component (GO): cytoplasm
Molecular function (GO): calcium ion binding
Source: RefSeq, a predicted model, not a curated record